GCUGCCUCCUGUCAACUUUUAACUCCUCUUCUUUCGUUGUCUGUGUGGCGCGGCCACCCCUCUUUCUGCUUCGGGAUUACGGAGUGCCUCUGAGCUGGGGCACCUCGCCGGGACGGCCUCCUCCCGGUCUGUGGGCCGGUGCUGGGACCCUGGUGUCUGCAGGCCGUUCUCCUGAGAAACCGUCACCACGGACCGUCGCCGGGACUUCCAGGGGCACCCGGGCUGUUUUGGAAGUCAAGAAAAGUUCUCCAAAAGGUCACCCGCCACUGGUCCCAUGGCUGCCAUGCAGAUGGAUCCUGAGCUUGCCAAGCGCCUUUUCUUUGAAGGGGCCACUGUGGUCAUCCUGAAUAUGCCCAAGGGGACAGAGUUUGGCAUUGACUACAACUCCUGGGAGGUGGGGCCGAAGUUCCGGGGCGUGAAAAUGAUCCCACCAGGCAUCCACUUCCUCCACUACAGCUCUGUGGACAAGGCCAAUCCCAGGGAGGUGGGCCCUCGUAUGGGUUUCUUCCUUAGCCUGCAGCAGCGGGGGCUGAUGGUCCUGCGCUGGAAUGCAGUCCGGGAAGAGGUAGACCUAUCCCCAGCCCCAGAGGCUGAGGUGGAGGCCAUGAGGGCCAACCUCCAGGAGCUGGACCAGUUCCUGGGACCUUACCCAUAUGCCACGCUCAAGAAGUGGAUUUCACUCACCAACUUCAUCAGUGAGGCCACAAUGGAGAAGCUGCAGCCUGAAAGCCGGCAGAUCUGUGCCUUCUCAGAGGUGCUGCCCGUGCUCUCCAUGAAGCACACCAAGGAUCGGGUGGGGCAGAAUCUACCCCGCUGCGGCACUGAGUGCAAAAGUUACCAGGAGGGCCUGGCGCGGCUGCCUGAGAUGAAGCCCAGAGCCGGAACAGAGAUCCGCUUCUCAGAGCUGCCCACACAGAUGUUCCCGGCAGGUGCCACGCCGGCAGAGAUAACCAGGCACAGCAUGGAUCUCAGCUAUGCCCUGGAGACUGUGCUCAGCAAGCAGUUCCCCAGCAACCCCCAGGAUGUGCUUGGUGAACUCCAGUUUGCCUUUGUAUGCUUCCUGCUGGGGAAUGUGUACGAGGCAUUUGAGCACUGGAAGCAGCUCCUGAACCUCCUGUGCCGGUCAGAAGAAGCCAUGGUGAAGCACCACACCCUCUACAUCAACCUCAUCUCCAUCCUGUACCACCAGCUCAGCGAGAUCCCUGCUGACUUCUUUGUGGACAUUGUCUCCCAGAACAACUUCCUCACCAGCACCUUACAGACUCUGUGCCAGGAGUGUGGAAUGCAGAUGUGAAAAAGAGUCACUGCUUUGGAUUACUCCUCGUCUCUUGGGAGAGCUCAACAGUAAAUGGACUUUUACCUAACUGAGAUUGAGGCUAUGAUCGAGAUCACCCUAGAAGCUGGGGGAGCAGAGAGGAGCACCUGUUCUGUCCGUGGUCUGGGAAGACAUCCUAAAGGAGGUGAUGUCUGAGCUGAGCCUGAGUCACGAGUAGAAAUUAGCUAGGUGAAGGAAGAGAAAGCAGGGGGUAGAAGGGUGUUGUAAGCAAAGGGAAAAGCAUGUGUGCAUAGAGGCACAGAAGAGGCAGCAGAGCAUCUUGGGCAGCUGCUCAGUGUGGCUGGAGAGGAGGGGCUUUGUAGAGAGUAGUACAAUCUACUGUGUAAGGAGGGGGAACAGGAAGAGGCUUUGCUAAUUCAGCCAGCAGGCUCCCUAGGACCUCGGGGGACAGACUCAUGGGUGUGCAGGGUCUCUGGAGCUAAGGCUAUUUGAAACAAGGCUUGUCUGCUCCCCGUUCCAGGCCCCUCCCCAGAGUUCAGCCAGCACUGCGUUCGGCACUCCAGGGCAAGCUCCAUUAGCUGCCUACAGACUGGCCGCUGGCUUCCCCGGCCCUUGUCACCAAGCUCACAUAGCUCCUCUAAUUAGUUAUUGAUCUGGUAUUUUGUUGUGGCUGUGCUUCCUGCUCCUGUAGUUAGUUGAUUCCCAAGUUAAUGAAACCAAAUUCUGUAACCUCCCUGUGCCCCUCAGUCACUUCUGUCCCUGCUACCACUACAGCAAAAUGGCACCAAAGAUCACUGAAAAUGAGUGUCACUCCUCCCACUAAUGGAAAAACAGUGGAGAAGCAGGUGGGAUGGGUGUUGUCCCUGGAAUCAGCUGCAGAGUAUGACUGUUGCCUUUGUCAGGUCAAGGCCCCCAGAGCCCAGAUUCCUUCCAUGGUGGUCUGUGGGCCAGCUAUGGCAUGAGGGUGGUGUGGAUCCAAGAGCUUCUUCCACCCUCAUGCUUCUGUGUCUGGGGUGGUCCUGCGGGGAGCCAACGAGUAGUUGGGGAAAAACCACUCCUUCCUUUCUGAAUAGUUUUGAUCCAGUCAUUUAACUCCUCUCAGCCUUCAUUUCCAUAAAAUAGGCAUUGUAUUGUCUUCCCGGAGGUUUGUGAGGAUCCAUUGGGAUACUCUGUGAAACUUCUUAGAAAACAAUAAAAUAGUGUGAGGAGUAAAGGGUUUGCUGUUAUUCUUAGAAGGAGUUGGGAUCCAGAACAAUCUGGAAUGGAGUUUCAGAUGUAGAGAAAGUUGUUGUUCUGCCCCUCUGUGCAUGUUUAUAUUAGAUGAAACUGAAUUAAAAAGAACAUCAAAACAAGUGGUUAAUAUCCAGAAUAUAUAAAGAACUCUGAUAACUCAACAACAACAAUUUGAUUUACAAAGGACUUGAAUAGACCUUUCUCCAAAGAAUAUAUAAAAAUGGCCAGUAAGCACAUGAAAAGAUGCUAAACAUCACUAAUCAUUAGGGAAAGGCAAAUCAGACUACAGUGAUCAUUUCACAAUAUAUGUAUAUCAAACCAUUAUGCUGUAUACCUUAAACUUAUACAGUGAUGUAUGUGAAUUAUAUCUCAAUAAAACUGGGGGAGAAAAACCACAAUGGGAUACCACUUCAUACCCAUUAGUAUGGCUAUUACCAAAAAAAUAGAAAAUAACAGAUGUUGGUGAGGAUUUGGAGAAAUUGAAAUCCUUGUUGAUUGCUGGUGGGAAUGUAAAAUGGCACAGCCACCACUGUGGAAAACAGUCUGGCACUUCCUCAAAAUGUUAACCAUAGAAUUACCAUGUGAUCCAAGAAUUCCACUCUGGGUAUAUACCCGAAAGAAUUAAAAGCAGGAAUACUAAGAGAGAUUUUUACACCCAUGUUCAUAGCAGCAUUAUUUGUAAUAGCCUAGUGGUAGAAACAAUCCAAAUGGCCAUUGACAGAUGAAUGGAAAACAAAAUGUGGUCUCUCCAUACAAUGGAAUGUUAUUCAUUAAAAAGAAGGAAAUUCUGACACAUGCCACAACAUGGCUGAACCUUGAGGACAUUAUGGUAAGUGAAAUAAGCCAGACUCAAAAGGACAGGUACUGUAUAGACUCCACUUACAUGAGGUGCCUAGAGCAGUCAACUUCAUAGAGACGGAAGGUAGAAUGGUGGCUGCCCGAGGGUGGGGGAGGGGGAACGGGGA
Messenger RNA from Diceros bicornis minor, 3474 nucleotides. RefSeq names its product AAR2 splicing factor (gene AAR2). The record is from RefSeq and is a predicted model, not a curated record. The transcript has 4 exons. Gene Ontology annotation, biological process: spliceosomal tri-snRNP complex assembly. Lineage: Eukaryota; Metazoa; Chordata; Mammalia; Perissodactyla; Rhinocerotidae. Bases 275 to 1294 code for a protein of 339 amino acids.